AUUGGCCGCGACGCGUGGUGAUGGUGUUAGGGUGGGCGUGGCCUUACCUGGCGCUGCUUUCAGUCCGGCGGUCAGUGGUACCCGGGAGGCUGCGUCACGUGGGUUCGGUGCCCCCAGGAGACCUGUCAGGAGGGCCCUUGUGGGUAAUCAUUGUGAGGAAAUCUACAGAGGACCUACUGUAUCUGUGAAAACUUCUCUUUCCGAUUUUACUACAUUCCUAAUAUUUCUGUAUUGUGCUGGAGAUGUGUAAUUCUGCAAAGUAAUGUGCAAGCCGUUGAAUGAUGACGAGUGAGGCAGGUUGCAUUGUUCUCGGAAAUAAGCUGCAUAUCUCUGCAUAUUCCACAGACAGUUCUUGAUGUCUGCGUCAGAAGCUGAAGCCGUUCUUAAAGCAGGAUCGUAGUCACUGUGAAUUUGAAGUACACAUGCACCACACCCGAAAAUGAAGGUUGCGUUGUGUUGCUGUUUAGCCGUUGCUGCUGAUGAUCUCCUCCCACACUAACGAUGGUGACUGUCCCGGGAUUAGUCCUGCUGCUUGUGACCAGAGUCUCCAUGCUGGAAGCAGCCGGCGUUCUACAUGAACUCAGCGCAGAUACCUACGCCAGCUCCCUGGUGCCGGGGAAGACCUCCUUCCUCUACUUCAGCAGCGCCGGGAUCACCAGUAAUGUAAUAUUCCUGAAGGAGUUGCAGAAGUCAGCCGCGGCUCUAGAAGACUACAGGAUUUAUGUAGCGAAGGUAAAUUGUAUGAAAGAAGACACACUGAAGUUCUGUGAGGAGGACAAUGCAUACUUGUUCAGGGGAACUAAAUUAUUACGGGAAUUCCCUACAGAUACGCUGUUUGAUGUCAACGCCAUCGUCGCCAAUGUGUUAUUUGUCCUUCUUUAUAAUAAAGUCAAAUACAUCACCUCCAUUCUGGAACUUCAGAAAUUAGAGGAUGCAAUGAAAGGGAAGAAAGAUGUUAUCUUUGUGUAUGUCCAGGCUAUUGGGACACCAGAGCACCGGUCAGUGAUGGAAGCGGCUUUUGUCCAUGGAUCAGUGUACCAGUUUGUUCUAACAACAGAAACCACUUUACUGAAAAAUAUAAGUGCUAAGGACCACAGCCUCGUCCCUGCAAAGCUUGCUUAUCUCCACUGCAAAUCCCUGACCGGUGUCACCCAGAAGUGCCGCAGAACGUUACUGGAGCCGCCUGUGACUACACUCAGUAUACAUCAGUUUCUGCAGCUCGUGGCGGCCCCUUUAGUGGUUGAGGCUUCCGGUGACCCAGAUAAAUUCACCAGCGUCCACCUUCAGCUCGGCCUACCCGUGGUCUUCAUUCUCAGCCAGCAGGAGACCUACGAAGCUGACAGGGAGACCGCAGAGCAUGUGGCCUGGCAGCUGCGGGCGAGAGCCGGCGUGGCAACAUUACUGAGGGAGAAGGCCGGGGUACACAUUCCUCCUGAUACCAACGUGGCUGUGAAGAGGGCAGAGGAAAAUGUGCCGGUGAAAUACUUUAGGUUGGAGGAGACCCAGCAAAUCCUAGAUCUCAUAGACAAGCCUAAAGAAAAGCAGACUGACAAACCGGAAGAGGAAGCUGGCGACCCAGAGGUUGAGGACGACGAGGUAGCGCAGGCCGUAUACAGGCACAGACACCGCACCCUGCCCUUGCAGCUGGUACCGGAGCUGACAGAUGAGACUUUCAAGACGGUUUUCUCCAGCCCCCGUCAUACAGCGGUCCUCUUCUACAUGAGUUGGCUACCUGUGUCAUUGACCGUGCUGGAGUCAUUUUUAAAUAUGGCGGAAAAAUAUAAAGAAAUUCUGGAUGUGUCCUUACACAGAUUAGACUGCGCCGACUGGACUUAUGAGUGUACUGCGGAGAAUAUCACCGUUUUCCCUACCGUAAAGAUAUACCGGGCGGGAGAGGAACCACUUUUCUAUACUGGUAUGAUGGGAUCGGAUGAAAUCGCCCAGUUUCUCAUGCUGAUCAAACUGGAAUCUCCUCUGCGGUUAUUGUCUGUGGAGGAGUCGGAAGACUAUUUACGUGGGAAGACGUACAAGACUUUAGCAUUCGAUCAUAACCUGUCAAUAUUAGGAAUAUUUACCCCCAGUCUGAAAGAAGCAGCUGAUGCCUUUAUCCGAGCCGGGAAAAGUCUUCGGGGUUUUGCAAGUGUGGGAAUUUACACUGGAGAGAAAACAUCUGUCCUGGCUGAGAGGUAUGGAACGCAGCCCCCCUCCGUCCUAUUUUCCAGACACGAUGCGCAGAAAGUACACGCAGUCUCCCUCCACAACACGCCGGCGGACGACAUCCUCCCACUUCUAAGACGUGAAAUACUUGGAGAGUUUCCAGAGGUGACCGUGAAUUCCCUCCCGUCCUUGCUGGACAUCCAGAGUCCGCUGCUCAUUCUCUUCUCAGACGCCCGGCCGGACCCCACUGAUGAAAAACACAUUUUAAGUUUGGUGAGGGGGAAAUACUUGGAACCGUAUGUGACUUGCUGGCUAAACCUGAAGAACACUCCAGCUGGGAAUCUGGUUCUGAAGAAAUACUUUGGUCUGAUCCCCAGGCUACCGGUGCUUGUCCUGAUUACGUUUGACUCGCUGGGGCAGGUCUUUGCUCUCCCUGCAGACCAGCAGAUCACGGAAGUCAGCAUCUUGUACUGGUUGGAGAUGAUAAAAGCUGGAGAGGAGGCGCCAGUCUAUUCUUUAUCGAAGGACGAUUGGAAAGCUCCGCUCCCGGACUACGAUUUCCUUGCUAUGAUGGAUGCAGAAGAUCCCAACUAUGCUGCUCAGAAAAUUCGGAUACGUAUGAAACCUGGCAAAAGUAUGAAAGCCGAACUUUCCCCUGGAGAUGAAGCUACAGGCGCCAAACACCGGAAAGCAACCACUUUACGCGGAACAGUCCCAAAGUUCCUAAAGACUGAAAAGGACUCUGAGAAGCACACAGAGCUCUGAAUACAUAGCAGAGAGCUGGAAACGCGUCCUAUUAAUACACAGUAAUUAUCCUGUAAUACUGUUAUCAUGCAUACUUCAUACCUAGUAUCAGCCAAGGUUUCUCCAGUUACUGUCUACAGUUACAGUCUAAUUAUAAGACAAGGUUACUCUAGUUUGGUUCCCAACCUCCUAUCGCAGGUGGGAUUCAGUGCAUUUUGGCAAAAUGCGUGUGUUCUAUAACUUUCUAAAGUCCCACUGAUUCCUUGAAAAUGGUUAUUUACUCCUGCCAGCUGAGGCCUUCCAAGCCAUGUAUGCCCUUGCUUUGCCAACCUUAGACAACAUAGAAAUGUUUAUUACAUGAAAGCCGCGUUGGCUUAUCCACAUGUCUCUUUGUUGAUGACUCAAAUGUACAUACACCCUGGGGGCAAACAGGGUAACAAGUGCAAGUUCUUCUGGCACAUUUCAUCACGGCAUGACAAGGACUUGUGUCUUUGGACAAACCCCCAUCAGGUGCUAGACUAACGCGUUUCACCUCCAGGUUUUUUUCCAAGCUGUGUAUUUUCUUCCGCGUUCCCUUCCAAGCUUCAUUAUGUAUAUAGGGGUGAUGUGUACUCUAUGAAGGAUCUGUAACUACACCUUCUGAAAUGUGUAUGGUUGCCUUGCAGGACAUAAAUCCAUACAUUUUUCCACUCUGAUUCUGUUAGUGUCCUCAGCCCAGAUAAUUGAAGAAUCUUCUUAUGUUGGAUCAAAUAGUGAAGAUGUCUGUUUUUUAAUUGACAAAUUAGUUUCUCUAAUCCACUGUCAUGUCCUGUACAACCAAUGUUAAAUGUGUUUUCUUUUCUUUGUGGAGACAAGGGGUCAGCUGUAAGAGCCUGCAGGAUUCCGACAGUGCCCAGAUCUUGGCGAUUUAGGUGGUCAUUCCGAGUUGAUCGCUAGCUGCAUUGGUUCGCUGUGCAGCGAUUAGGCAAAAAAACAGCCCUUCUGCGCAUGCGUACGCGGCACAAUGCGCACGCGCGACGUACUAUUACAAUGACCGAUGUAGUUUCACACAGGGUCUAGCGAUGCUUUUCUAUCGCACUGGCUGCCGCAGAGUGAUUGACAUGAAGUGGGCGUUUCUGGGUGGCAACUGACCAUUUUCAGGGAGUGUUCGAAAAAAUGCAGGCGUGCCAGGAAAAACGCAGGCGUGGCUGGGCGAAUGCAGGGUGUGUUUGUGACGUCAAUUCCGGAACUGAAUGGGCUGAAGUGAUCGCAAGCGCUGAGUAGGUUUGAAGCUACUCUGAAACAGCACAAAAUUAUUUUGUAGUCGCUCUGCGAUCCCUUCGUUUGCACUUCUGCUAAGCUAAAAUACACUUCCAGUGGGCGGCGGCAUAGCAUUUGCACGGCUGCUAAAAACUGCUAGCGAGCGAUCAACUCAGAAUGACCCGCUUAGCUUCAAGAUUAAUGUAGAGGGGUCUUUUUGUUCUCUUUUGUUUGUUUUUGUUUUUUUGGGGUUUUCUUUUUUUGGGGGGGGGGGGGGGGGUUACGGCAAAACCCGGUUAAUUCUACCAUUUUGAAAAUUGCCGCCUUUAAAAUCUCCUGGUUAAAUUGCUGAAAUCUCUGCACUUUACAAAUCCCUCAGCAUAUUACAUUUGCCCCAAAGUUUUGUACAAAACAAUCAAAGUGUUAUCCCAAAGCCCCUCUACAGCAUCCUAUUGUAUAAAAAUAAUUCUGUAUAUACUGUAUAAAUGUGUACACGUUCUGCAAGAGUGGUUUAUGGAAAAAAUAAAUGAAUGCCCUUAUGUAUAAA
Pseudophryne corroboree (corroboree frog) is the source of this 4687-nucleotide messenger RNA. RefSeq names its product thioredoxin domain containing 16 (gene TXNDC16). NCBI's taxonomy places the organism in Eukaryota, Metazoa, Chordata, Amphibia, Anura, Myobatrachidae. The record is from RefSeq and is a predicted model, not a curated record. The coding region runs from base 502 to 2922 and encodes 806 amino acids. The transcript has 24 exons.